Aspergillus ibericus CBS 121593 is the source of this 1569-nucleotide messenger RNA. RefSeq names its product wax synthase family protein. NCBI's taxonomy places the organism in Eukaryota, Fungi, Ascomycota, Eurotiomycetes, Eurotiales, Aspergillaceae. Gene Ontology annotation, biological process: lipid metabolic process. Bases 1 to 1569 code for a protein of 522 amino acids. The record is from RefSeq and is a predicted model, not a curated record. The transcript is spliced from 4 exons.
AUGCUCGGCCAGCUCUUUUCUCCGCUGACCACCCCACUGGACUGCCGGCAACCCAUGCCAGGCUGGUUUCUUCCUUCGUUUCUCGCUACCGGUUCCAUCACCUGUCUCCUUCCCACGAAAAGCAAAUGGGUCCGACUGGCGGUCGGCGGUCCAAUCUUCGCCGGCCUCUUGCUCUACGCACCGAGCUUUACCACCGGCGAAGUGUCUCUCGAUUUUGUCAUUGGGGUCUUUAUGUCAGGGGCCGUGAUCAAAUGGCUGGACUUUGCGAUCUUUCACAACCCCGAACGCUCCUUCUGGCGGGUGGCCGAUAAUCGCCCGCGCUAUAAGCCUGGCAACCCCGAUCUGGAAGCACAAAAGGUUAUCGAAGCCAAGCCUGUCAGCACUGUGAAUCCCAAGGUCUCCUCAGCCAACCAGAAUGCACGCCAAACCCCAGAACACCUGUUCCUCGUCAAAGCCAAAGGAAACGAAUCGCCCGUCGCCCCUGUUACUGUUGCUGCCCCGAAAGACGUCAAGAUUACCACUGCAACCAUCUCUGUCGGUCCCAAAGAACACGCAUCUUGGCUGGAACGGCUGCGAUGGAGUGUGGGCUUGUGGUUGACGACUCGUGGUGUCGGAUGGAAUUUCAAGGUCUCUAAUGUUCCGGAGCCGGUUGCGCCAGGAUACCCCCGUCUGAAGUUUCUGCGACACACCAUUCAUCGAUUCCUCUUCUCUUAUCUGGCUCUGGACUUUGUUCACGCUUGCGUCCGCUGGUAUCACCUGAGCAAGGGAGGCGAGAUGCCCGAUCUCUUUUCUGAGGGACUUUUGACGCGCAGCGUGGUUAGCUGGUUCGGCGCUUUGGAGACCUACAAUGCCCUGCAGAUGCCAUUCUACCUCUUCGCGACGCUCACUACGGCACUGGGUAUCUGCCGCCCCGAGCAGUGGCCUAACCUGAUGGGAUCUUUCAGCAGCCACAUGUGGAGUGUCCGUCAAUUCUGGGGUAAAUGCUGGCACGGCCAUCUCCGCCGCGUGGUCGUCGAACCAUCCAGGCUUCUCGUCGAUUUCCUGCAACUCCCGAAAGGAUCCCUUGUCCGCAAGUACACCCAACUGUUUGCCUCCUUCUACAUCUCGGCUCUCACGCACCAUGCUGGCUCCUAUCUUGUUGGCCGUAACACCGGCGGUAUGUAUUCUCUCUGGUUGGGCCAGGCGGCGAUCAUCAUGCUGGAGGAUCUGGUGAUCCACUACGGAAAGCGCUGGGGUAUCAAGGACACUCCCUACUUGCAAUUCUUGGGUAAGAUCUGGGUCUGCGCAUGGUUCUGCCUACCGACCAACUUCCCCACCGGAGCCGGUGUGGUGAUCCACAACGGAGCGGGUCUUGAUCCUGCCCCCUUUAACUUCUCCACCGCUGCUCAGUUCCCCGCCUCUUCAUGGGCCUCUAAGAGCCUGUUCUCUUUCGCUGCCGACCGAGGUGCCGUUUUCUACCUGCUGAGCAAAGCCUUGAACAUUCUCGAGGCCACCAGCUGGCGCGACGCCGUCGAAGCGGUGGCGGGUGCUACCGGAGCGUUGGUUUGGAAAUACAGUCAGGCUGCUUGA